Messenger RNA from Callorhinus ursinus (northern fur seal), 1127 nucleotides. RefSeq names its product IFI30 lysosomal thiol reductase (gene IFI30). Gene Ontology annotation, cellular component: lysosome. The record is from RefSeq and is a predicted model, not a curated record. Gene Ontology annotation, molecular function: oxidoreductase activity, acting on a sulfur group of donors, disulfide as acceptor. Lineage: Eukaryota; Metazoa; Chordata; Mammalia; Carnivora; Otariidae.
GGCCAGCCGACCCCGAGAGACGCCCGCCCCAGCCCCCAGGGGCGUGGGCCCCCGGGAGGCGGGUCCGGCCUGGGGGGCUGGGCCACCGCCGGGUUAAAGGCGGCUCCUUGUCGGGCCGCUGCUCCCGCCUCCGCACCCUCGCCCCGCUGUGAUGGCCUCGUCGCCACUCCUGCCGUUCCUGCUGUUCCUGCUGCUGCUGCUGCUGCUGCUAGCGCCGGAGGACCCCACGGCGGCGCGGGCGUCCCCGCUGGAAACACUCCCCGAGGGGGCGGCCGCCUGCAAGGCUGGGGGCCUGUGCCUGCAGAUGCCCCCCAGGAAGUCACAAGCGCCACCUGUCAACGUGAGCCUCUACUACGAGGCGCUGUGCCCCGGCUGCCGGGCCUUCCUGGUCCGAGAACUCUUCCCGACCUGGCUGAUGGUCCUGGAGAUCCUCAAUGUCACACUGGUGCCCUAUGGAAAUGCCCAGGAACAAAAUGUCAGUGGCAGGUGGGAGUUCACAUGCCAGCACGGUGAGCAGGAAUGCAAGCUGAACAAGGUGGAGGCCUGCCUGUGGGACCAGCUAGAGAAGAACUUGGCCAUCCUGACCAUUGUCUGCAUAGAGGAAAUGGAUGACAUGGAGAAAAAUCUGAAACCAUGCCUGCAGAUCUAUGCCCCAGAGGUGUCCCCGGACACCAUCAUGGAGUGCGCAAUGGGGGACCGUGGCAUGCAGCUCUUGCACGUCAAUGCCCAGCUUACAGAUGCCCUGCAGCCGCCCCACGAGUAUGUGCCCUGGGUCGUCGUCAAUGGGAAACCCCUGAAAGAUCCGAAUCAGCUCCUAAGCCUCGUCUGCCACCUGUACCAGGGUGAGAAGCCAGACAUUUGCCAACCCAUGGCCAGCUCCCAGAGGGAAGUCUGCUUCAAGUGACAGCUGGUGCCCAGGAAGGAGCUGCUAGAGGAACAGCAAAAGGGCACCUGUCCCUGUCUUUCCUGAUCGCUGACUCUCAGCAGCUGCUUCCCAUCAUCCAGAUAACUUCUACACAUUCCAUGAAAGCCCAGACUCAGAAUCCUGCCCCCAGAUCAAGCAUCUCGCCCCACUGAGAAUGGUGCUACAUUGAAACGAGUUUAAUAAACACUUCUGGAUUUUGUGA